AUGACAAACAAGCUCAUGACCAGAUCGAAGCCUGCAUCUGUCGCAAACUUCACCACGCAUAUAACCAUGGAUGAUUUUGACGAAGACGCGUUCAACAAGUUCUUCCCAUCGAGCUUCGGCAAGCAGGCCAAGUCGAUCGAUGUUGAUACUCAGAUUGACCGCUCCAAGCGUGUCCAGGUCUCAGCGCCGAAGCCCGACGAAAAAGAACUAAGCACAUCCGCAGCUUCUGCGCCAUCCAAAGACCGCGAUGAUGAGAAAAAGGGCAGCGACGAAGACAGUGAUGACGACUCUGAUGAUUCCGACGAUGACGAGGACGAGUUCCCCGUAUCGCAUGAGCUUGUUCUCAAAAGUCAUGAGCGUGCCGUGACCACCAUGACCGUGGACCCCUCGGGCGCACGACUAAUCACAGGUUCCAGUGACUGCAAUUUGAAAUUGCAUGACUUUGCUUCCAUGACACCAUCUACACUUCGCGCCUUCAAGACAGUCGAUCCCUCAGCUAGGAACACAUCCGCGGCCCAGGAUACCCACCCCGUCAAUUUUGUCGCAUUUUGUCCACUCGCGCCGAGCUACGUUCUAGUUGUACCCGCGUCGUCCCAGCCUCGGAUCCUCAGCCGUGACGGUGAAACACUUACAGAGUUUGCGAAGGGUGAUCCAUACUUGCGUGAUCUACACCUCACCAAGGGACAUAUCUCCGAGGUCACAUGUGGUGCCUGGAGUCCCUCCGACGAGAACCUCUGUGCAACCGGUGGCUCUGAUGGCACAAUUAGAAUCUGGGAUGCUAAUGUCGGCCGCAAACAGAAUGAGGUGAUUGUACACAAAUCGCGAGCGGCUGGGUCCGCUGGUCGGACCAAAAUCACCGCUGUUGCAUGGAGCUCGCCCAAACAAGGUGGCCCUGAUAUCCUGGUUGGCGCUGGUCUUGAUGGCAGUCUAGCGAUGUGGAGUGGGAACGGACCCUACACCAGGCCCAGCGGAGAAAUCCGCGAUGCUCAUGUCAAGGAUACCUGGACCAGCGGACUCGAUAUCAGUUCCGAUGGAAGGCUCGUUGUCAGCAGAGGCGGUGACGAUACAAUUAAGCUAUGGGAUACUAGGAAGUUCAAGACUCCCAUAACGACUGUUACGCAUCCUUCGACCUCGGCACGCUUCCCAACAUCCAACAUCAAAUUCUCUCCCUCAUCAGCCAAUGUGAUCACAGGCUCUGAAACUGGUCACUUACACAUCCUCAAUCCCGCAACACUGAGACCAGAGCUGGUCACUCCAGUGACACCGGGAUCCCCUCUCAUCACUGUUCAAUGGCAUGAGAAACUCAACCAAAUUCUGACUGGUUCCGCCAACGGCGAGACCCAUGUCCUUUACAACCCUACCAUGUCCACGAAGGGCGCAGCGACAGUCAUGUCCAAGGCACCCAAGGCUCGCCACCUUGAUGAGAUUAGCCUUACCACAGACACAGCCGAGGCCAUGUCUGGUGAUUCAAUCGUUGUCGGCUCCAACGGAGUCCCACACUACAGUUCCUCAACUUGGUCUGCCCGUCACCCCGAAGUUGGCCUUACAGCAUCGGGUCGCUCUCGGGAUCCUCGACGCCCGCAUCAGCCAGCGGCGACCCCAUUCGGCAAGACUAACCCAGAUGACAAGCACAUUCGCGAGAGUCUUCCUCUCAGUGCUGCGCUGCAUGAGGAUCCACGUGAAGCGCUGUUGAAAUAUGCCGAACAGGCAGAAAAGAACCCCUUAUAUACCCAAGCAUACAGAGAGACACAGCCGAAAGCCAUUUAUGCAGAGCUGAGUGACGAGGAAGAGAAAGGACCUGAAAAGAAGAGAGCUAGGCGGUGA
Messenger RNA from Penicillium brevicompactum, 1824 nucleotides. Its product is annotated as WD40 repeat domain-containing protein. Gene Ontology annotation, biological process: regulation of DNA double-strand break processing. The record is from RefSeq and is a predicted model, not a curated record. Gene Ontology annotation, cellular component: site of double-strand break; nucleus. The transcript has a single exon. Gene Ontology annotation, molecular function: protein binding. NCBI's taxonomy places the organism in Eukaryota, Fungi, Ascomycota, Eurotiomycetes, Eurotiales, Aspergillaceae. Bases 1 to 1824 code for a protein of 607 amino acids.